Chanos chanos (milkfish) is the source of this 2765-nucleotide messenger RNA. It is a transcript of the gene n4bp1, whose product is annotated as nedd4 binding protein 1. Gene Ontology annotation, cellular component: nucleus; PML body. Gene Ontology annotation, biological process: negative regulation of proteasomal ubiquitin-dependent protein catabolic process; negative regulation of protein ubiquitination. Gene Ontology annotation, molecular function: RNA binding. NCBI's taxonomy places the organism in Eukaryota, Metazoa, Chordata, Actinopteri, Gonorynchiformes, Chanidae. The record is from RefSeq and is a predicted model, not a curated record. The coding region runs from base 45 to 2741 and encodes 898 amino acids. The transcript is spliced from 7 exons.
AGAGGUCAGGAAGAACACCAUGAAGGGGGGAAACGACUCCUAUUAUGAGGAGUUCUUCAAAGAGUAACGGAAAAUACAGACUUAGAUAUUCCCAAAACAGCAGAAUGUCAACAUCCAGGCCUCUCCUCGGGAUGAGACGGAUCACCGAGGAAACCUGCGCGGAACCUCCGGGAAACCGACGCUCUCCCUCCGCUAACAAACCACAGUCCGAUUUGCUGACUGUAGAUGAGUUUACGGUGCCAGAAGAUAAGGAGGCCGAUCUGAAAUGUGCCAAGCCCCGAGUAGAGCAAGUUUUCCAAGUGGCUUUUACAAUUAUCGGUCUUUUGGACUACACCGGAGCCCACGGAAGUAAAGCUUCAAGGCAGAUUUGGCUGCAGCUAAAGGGGAAGAAGGAGGAUGUGUCGAAGGCAAAGGAAUAUGUUAAGGGUUUGUGUGAUCCUGAGUUGCAGGAAGAGGAACGCUACCCCACAGACAUGCACUGCAUUUUUGCCGGCGCCCGCGGCCUCUUCCUGGACCGGUUGCUAAGAGACACCAGCGCCGAGGUUCAGGUUCUGGAGCCGGGCCUCCUGAGGCUUUUGGGACGUGCAGAAUCAGUUGUCAUGGCGCAAAGCAGAGUUCAGCAGUUUGUCGCGUUAUUCCAGGAAAAACGCAGCUUGCCCGCAGAAAGAGAAUCGGCGGUCAAACGGACCUUUAAGACGUUUGUGGAGGACCGGGCGGAUAAAUACGCCAUGGAACUGCUCCUGCUGCCCAGUGCGCUGAAGGAGGAGCUCUUGGGACUAGCUCAAAGUCCCACACAGCCUGGUGGGACUGUAGACUUGGAGCAGGACCGUUCUCAGACUAGCACACCAGUCACUGAUCUCUCCAACCGCAUCUUAGACACCACCUUCGAGGAGAGGCCUACUCUCCCACCACCCCCACCUGACGUGAUCCUCAACGGACGACCUUCUUACAAGCGCCGGUCGUCCGAGAGUGAACUUAGAGACACUAAGAGGCAGUACUCGCUGGAGCGGCGGGAGGGAGAGCAGGAGAGGGAGCAGAGACAUCAUCGCGAUGGCAGUCAAACGCGUGCCAAAACGCCGGGAGUCAAGCCAGACACUGCCACGAUGGCACUACAGGACCCCCGCGAGGGAUCAGAGGACGGUGAAGCAGUCAGUCCUGAGACGAACCUGCGCUGCUUGGUCAACUUCUUCAGGACCAUGGGUUACCAGCAGGAGGUGGUGGAGAAGGUGAUACGUGAGACAGGACAGACAGAGGACACGUUUCUUCUACUUGAGCGAAUCGAAGAGGAGAUCAAACGGAGUCAUGGAGGAGCGCGCGGCUCCACCCGUACACCUGACCCCUCGUCCUCCUCUUCCGCCUCCAGCACCAUCUCAUCGUCCACAAGGCCCAGAGAAAGAGACAAGGUACAGAACAGAGCUCUAGCAGACAUCAAAUUGAAAGAGAACAUUAAGCCCCCCAGCAGUAAUGGAUUGGCCCAGAAGAGCCCGGCCAGCAGCAGAGUGCUGCUUCCAACCACGCUGAAGAGGAGCAAUGGACUACAGAAUGACAUUUACGAGGUCAUCACCAUCGAUGACGGCAAUGACACUAUGGAAAGCGUAUCCGAAGCCAAGUCCCGGACAGUGGGGCCUCUGGACUUUAAAACAGACCCCAAGAUGGACUACCUUCCACGGGGAGGCAGUCAGACGAUGGGUCCACUGAGGAUGGAGACUGUAACAGCCCUCAGGAGCGCCUCCUCCCAGGGACUCCCUAUAGCCCCAGAGACACGACCUGGCUGCUCAUACCAGACCUUGUCUGGUAGAGUACCCUUGCCCCGCACUGAACCUCCAGCACCCCCGAAACCCGCACCCCUCACAGGGGUCUACCGCUUCCAGCAGUCCCUGCUGACACCGUAUCGGCUCGUGCUGCCAAAUGAGCCCGGCAACCCAGAAUUACGGCACAUCGUCAUCGACGGGAGCAACGUGGCUAUGGCACACGGGCUCAAUCGCAUUUUCUCCUGCCGGGGAAUAGCAAUCGCCGUGGAGGCAUUUUGGAGACGAGGCCAUCGGGAGAUCACCGUAUUCGUGCCACAGUGGAGACAGAAGAGAGAUCCUAACAUCACAGAGCAACACUUUCUGAAUGAGCUGGAAGACUUGCGUCUGCUCUCCUUCACACCCUCCAGAGAAGUGUGUGGACAGAGGAUCUCCUCCCAUGACGACAGGUUUCUACUGCAUCUGGCUGAGAAAACAGGGGGUGUCAUCGUAACCAAUGACAACCUGAGGGAGUUUGUGACCCAGUCAGACGCUUGGAAAAGAAUCAUUCAAGAGAGACUCCUACAGUUCACCUUUGUUGAAGAUCACUUUAUGAUCCCAGAUGACCCAUUGGGAAAGCACGGGCCACCGCUGGAGGUAUUCUUACGGAAAGAUCACAGAGACAGCAGACACACUCCAGUUACCCCAUCACUGCGAUCAGACCUCCGCACCACCCAUCCAGCCUACGUCCAAGCCCUCCAGUCCACAGCUCACUCCCCCUUUCCGCCGCAGUCCAAACCGCCGUCGCACUGGCCUCACUCCGGCCCCCCCGACUGGCACCCCCCUCGCCCCUCCUCUUCGCCGCCCCCUCAGCGCUCGCCAGCGGAGACCAGCGAACUAAAGAGGAAGCUUUACGACAUUUUUCCCGACCAAAAGCAACGCAUCGACCGCAUUCUAAAUGACAACCCUUACAUGAGAGACCUCAACGCACUGUCAGGCCUGCUGCUUGGAUGAGCGCACACACACACAUAAAAAAAC